CGGAGCUUUUGUUCUGUAGCUGCUGAAGGCGCAGCCUGGACUGUAGUUUCCCGGGAGAGGAGAGCAGAAACGGGAGCGGAGCGCAGUCGUCUGAGCAUCAGCUCCCGCAUCCCGCCAGGGGUUGCAGGUGUGUGGGAGGAUUGAAACUGUUCCAACAUGGCUUUCCUUGGACUUUUCUCUUUGCUGGUUCUGCAAAGUCUGGCUGGAGGAGCCACUCCCCCUGAGGAAACCAUUGCAGAGUUGUCAGUGAAUAUGUAUAAUAACCUCCGAGCCACUGGGGAAGAUGAAAAUAUUCUUUUCUCUCCAUUGAGCAUCACCCUUGCAAUGGGAAUGAUGGAACUUGGGGCCCAAGGAUCUACCCUGAAAGAAGUUCGCCAUUCAAUGGGAUAUGACAGCCUGAAAAUUGGUGAAGAAUUUUCUUUCUUGAAGGAGUUUUCUAACAUGGUAACUGCUGAAAAGAGCCAGUAUGUGAUGAAAAUUGCCAAUUCCCUCUUUGUGCAAAAUGAAUUUCACAUCAAUGAUAAGUUUUUGCAAAUGAUGAAAAAAUAUUUUAAUGCGGAAGUAAAUCAUGUGGACUUCAGUGAAAAUAUUGCUGUGGCCAACCAUAUCAAUAAGUGGGUGGAGAAUAACACAAAUAGUCUGUUUAAAGAUUUGGUGUCCCCAAGAGAUUUUGACUCUGCCACUCAUCUGGCCCUCAUCAGUGCUGUCUAUUUCAAGGGUAACUGGAAGUCACAGUUUAGACCUGAAAAUACUAGAACAUUUUCCUUCACUAAAGAUGAUGAAAGUGAAGUCCAAAUUCCAAUGAUGUAUCAACAAGGAGAAUUUUAUUAUGGGGAAUUUAGUGAUGGUUCCAAUGAAGCUGGUGGUAUCUACCAAGUCCUAGAAAUACCAUAUGAGGGAGAUGAGAUAAGUAUGAUGCUGGUGUUGUCCAGACAGGAAGUUCCACUGGCCACUCUGGAGCCACUGGUCAAAGCACAGCUGAUUGAAGAAUGGGCAAACUCUGUGAAGAAGCAAAAAGUGGAAGUGUACCUGCCCAGGUUCACAGUGGAACAGGAAAUUGAUUUAAAAGAUGUUUUGAAGGCGCUUGGAAUAACUGAAGUUUUCAACAAAAAUGCAAAUUUGACAGCCCUGUCUGAUAACAAAGAGAUUUUCCUUUCCAAAGCAAUUCACAAGUCCUUCAUCGAGGUUAAUGAAGAAGGCUCCGAGGCUGCUGCCACCUCAGGAAUGAUCGCAAUUAGUAGGAUGGCCGUGCUGUAUCCUCAAGUCAUUGUGGACCACCCAUUUUUCUUUCUUAUCAGGAACAGGAGAACAGGUACAAUCCUAUUCAUGGGACGAGUCAUGCACCCUGAAACAAUGAACACAAAUGGACAUGAUUUUGAGGAACUUUAAGUCAUUUCACUUGAAUAACAAGAAAAAAUAGUAACUAAGCACAUUAUGUUUGCAACUGGUAUAUAUUUAAGAUUCGUGUUUUACAGUAUAUCUUAAGAUAAUAUUUAAACUAACUCCAUAUAAAAACAGUAUGUAAAUUAUAAGCCAACUUGUCAAGGAAUGUUAUCAGUGUUAAUGAGGUAAUGGUCUUGUCGUGUCAUGUGUGUUGUGUCAGUAAUUAAAAUAAAAGUACAUAGUGAA
Molecule: messenger RNA, 1629 nt
Organism: Phyllostomus hastatus (greater spear-nosed bat)
Lineage: Eukaryota; Metazoa; Chordata; Mammalia; Chiroptera; Phyllostomidae
Gene: SERPINI1
Product: serpin family I member 1
Exons: 9
Coding region: 157-1389 (410 amino acids)
Biological process (GO): negative regulation of endopeptidase activity
Molecular function (GO): serine-type endopeptidase inhibitor activity
Source: RefSeq, a predicted model, not a curated record